Pteronotus mesoamericanus is the source of this 465-nucleotide messenger RNA. RefSeq names its product histone H2B type 1-K. The record is from RefSeq and is a predicted model, not a curated record. Bases 38 to 418 code for a protein of 126 amino acids. The transcript has a single exon. Gene Ontology annotation, cellular component: nucleosome. Lineage: Eukaryota; Metazoa; Chordata; Mammalia; Chiroptera; Mormoopidae. Gene Ontology annotation, molecular function: protein heterodimerization activity; structural constituent of chromatin; DNA binding.
UUCCGCUUUUGAGCAAGCGUUUUCUGUUUUCUCAACCAUGCCGGAACCAGCCAAGUCCGCGCCCGCCCCGAAGAAGGGCUCCAAGAAGGCGGUGACCAAGGCGCAGAAGAAGGACGGCAAGAAGCGCAAGCGCAGCCGCAAGGAGAGCUACUCGGUGUACGUGUACAAGGUGCUGAAGCAGGUGCACCCGGACACGGGCAUCUCGUCCAAGGCCAUGGGCAUCAUGAACUCGUUCGUCAACGACAUCUUCGAGCGCAUCGCGGGCGAGGCGUCGCGCCUGGCGCACUACAACAAGCGCUCGACCAUCACGUCGCGGGAGAUCCAGACGGCCGUGCGCCUGCUGCUGCCCGGCGAGCUGGCCAAGCACGCCGUGUCCGAGGGCACCAAGGCCGUCACCAAGUACACCAGCGCCAAGUAAGUGCCCGCUGCAGGCACCUCUUAAUCCAACGGCUCUUUUCAGAGCCA